AUGGAGUCCACAGUAACAGAUCUCGGAAAUGCAAAUAAGUGCUUUGAUCAAGUGACUUUCAAAAUCUUCAACAAAACUGUCAUCCCCGGCUACAUUCUCCACGGCAUUGUUUACUUCGAUGUCGCGGAAGAUGCCAGGAUCAACAAAAUUACUCUAAAUGGACAGUGCAAUGUUAGAAAAGAAAUUUCUGGCCGCCACGGAUCAGACACGGAAGUGCAAGUGAAUUCCUUCAAGAAGGAGAUUGUGGCCCCCACGGGUGGUAAAAACAAACGCCAGCCCGGCCAGUACGAGGCAAUAACCGAAGUGUGGGAUGGAGAUGACCUCAUGGAGAGCCUUCAGCUACCCGAUGACUACUUUAACGAGGACUGCCUGGAGUGGCCCUUCAGUGGACCAAUAACCCUACCCAAAGGAACCCACGCCAUCCCUUUUGCUGUUCGUAUUCCUGCAGAGGUCAAUCCUACCAUAACUUACACGAGAAAAGGCGAACAUCGUCACAAAGCUAUCGUCACUCACUCCACCUCCGUGUCGGUGCAGGUCGACGCGCAACCGGCAAGCGGUGGCGCGCUUUUGACCGCGCUCAGUGACAAGGUGCCACUGCAAGUGAUUAGCUGUGGUGGUUUGCCUCCCGUCGUCAAUGGCAUGUACGCGCCGGGCUGUGUGCAACUGGUCAAACUGGGAUACAAGAAUGCCAGUGCACUCAUCAUUUUGGAAAAAAAGCACAUGCUACCAAAAGACACAAUCCGAAUUACGAUCUAUACGGACAAUAAAAAUGCAUUGCACGGCGCGUAUGCAGAGCUAAUAGCCUCUACCAACUUGCCAGAGAUCGGCCUCUCUGACAGCAGCGACGUGAUAAUGGAAAAAAAGGCCCCGGGUAUUGAACUUCUCGACCGAUGUUCAAAGCAGCGAAUGAAGUACAAGUUCAACAGGGCCUUUGUCUCGAAGAUCGGCAACACCUUCCCGGCUGGCGACACGAACAACACACCUUCUGGUCGCCUGCGUCCCAGCAUGGAUGACAAGCGCCUCAUGCCCGAGGCCAGCCGUCAGGCCGUAUGCAUGCUUGAGUUAAAGGUUCCUGAAGACACCGAGUCCUCCAUUGAGGCCGGAGAGUACCGCAUUCGACACCACGUACGAGUUCAUUUGGAUGUUAGGCACCAAAGAAAACCCGAGAGCCAGGCCCAGUUAAUCACGGUGGCCAACCAGUUGAGGCACAACUACACGGUCAAAUACAUCAAAUUCUUGAAUUAG
Messenger RNA from Echinococcus granulosus, 1245 nucleotides. RefSeq lists its product as hypothetical. The transcript is spliced from 5 exons. Lineage: Eukaryota; Metazoa; Platyhelminthes; Cestoda; Cyclophyllidea; Taeniidae. The record is from RefSeq and is a predicted model, not a curated record. Bases 1 to 1245 code for a protein of 414 amino acids.